AUGUCUGUUCCAGCUGAUGAAACUGUGGGGGACCUGCCUGUAAGAGACGUAGGUCUAACUCUAGCUGGAAUUGGAGGAUUGCAAGAAUCAUCAACUACACAGAAUGUAAAAGCUCGACAAGCUGUAUCACGAAUCAGUCGAGAGGAACUGGAAGACAGAUUUCUUCGUUUACGUGAUGAGAACAUCUUACUCAAACAGCAUGCAAAUAAGCAAGAGGAGAAAAUUAAAAGAAUGGCCACCAAGUUAAUACGGCUUGUUAAUGAUAAAAAAAGGUCUGAACAGGUUGGUGGCGGCCCCAAGCGGCUGGGUCAGGCUGUGGAGCUGGAAGAAAUGAUUGAGCAUUUGCAAGAGAGAGUUCGUGAGCUUGAGAAACAAAACGAGAGCCUCCGCAGCAAACUCAUUUCAACUAAACAGCAGCUCCAGAUUCAAGGCCAUAGGCCUUGCCCGUACAGCUAUGUUCAAUCUCGUAUUAACACUGGUCUCAAAAAAGUGAGUGAGGCUGCUGGCAUGCCGGAGAACACAAAGAAAGGAAUGAGAUUUCAGGAUUUAGAAGUGAGAUCACCUAACCUUGUGCUCCCAAGAUAUGGACAGACUCUGCUCGAGGAUCCAAGGGCUGAAAUGAGAAAUUUGGAGACUGUGAUUGAGUCCCAAAGGGAACACAUUGAGGAACUAGAACAUGCUAGAGAGAUACUUGUGAGUCAGCUAAGAAGGAAAGAAAAGGAAAUUGAAGAGUCCGUCCUACGGCUGAAAGAGCAAGAAACAACAAGCCAAAGGCUAAACAUUCGGGACAAUGUGGAAAUGAUCAAGGUCCAUAAACAGCUGGUUGAGAAAAGCAAUGCUCUUUCAGCAAUGGAAGGAAAAUUUCUCCAGCUUCAAGAGAACCAAAGGAACUUGAAGACGAGCCAUGAUGCUUUAAUAGCAAAAGGUGAUGAACUGAAUCUACAGCUUAAAGAGGAGCGGUUAAAGUGCCUCCAUCUUGAAAAAGAAUUGCAAUCAGUGACUAUUUCAAACCGAAGGACAGAGGAGUUACAGGAAAGAAUAAAUGAUCUAGAAAAAGAGAAGGAACUCUUGAAGGAAAACUAUGAUAAGCUGUAUAACAGUGUCUUCAGUAUGACCCAUGAACAGCAAUGGAUAUUAAAGGAACAGCAACUGAAACUGCAAAUUGCUAAACUAGAGACUGCUAUCAAAUCUGAUUUAGCAGACAAAAAUGAAAUCCUUGACAAGAUCAAAGUAGAAAGAGACCAAAAGGAAAAGCUGAUGCAAGAGAACAAAGACCUACAGUUAUGCUACCUGGAACAUAAGCAACAACUAGAUGAACUGAAAAAUCACAUGAAGUUUUUGACCAAGGAAAGUGAUAUUGAUGUGGCAGAACUCAGUGAAGCCCUCUUGCUUAUAAAGGUUCGAAAGCAGCAGACGAAUGGGGACCUUAUGUUUUUGGAAAAAGCAGAAGAUGAUAUCCAUAAAGAUCUAGAACACUCCAUGCGGGAGCUGCAAUUAACACAUGCGGAAACAGUGCAAGAACUUGAAAAGACAAGGAAUAUGUUAAUUGUGCAGCACAAAAUUAACAAAGAUUACCAGACUGAAGUAGAAGCAGUGACACAGAAGAUGGAAAGUCUACAGAAAGACUAUGAGUUAAAACUGGAACAGUAUGUCCAUCUUCUUGAUAUUAGAGCUGCACGCAUCAGAAAACUAGAAGCCCAACUAAGAGAUAUUGUCUAUGGUACAAAACCGCAUAAAUCCAGACCAGAAGUAUUGCCAGGUGAUCCAGUGGAUGAAUUUGAUGAAACUUUACAUUUAGAAAGAGGAGAGAACCUUUUUGAAAUUCAUAUCAGCAAAGUGAUCUUCUCUUCUGGAGCUAUGCACGCUUUUGGUGACCAUGAACCUGCAACUUUUUGUACUUACGCAUUCUAUGACUUCGAACUUCAGACAACCCCAGUAGUUUAUGGGCGUACCCCAUCAUAUGACUUCACUUCUCAGUAUCUUGUGCAGGCUGAUGACUGCUUCUUGCACUAUAUACAGCGAAACAGUAUCACACUUGAGGUUCAUCACGCAUAUGGCACAGAUUAUGAAACAGUUGCUGCAUGUCAACUGAAGUUCCAUGAAAUCUUGGAAAACAAUGGGAAGAUCUACAGCACAGCAAAUUUAAUUGGAAUCAAAGGAAACAUUCAAAAUUAUGGUACCGUAGAAUACUGGAUCAGGUUACGAGUUCCUAUGGAUCAAGCUAUUAGUCUCUACAAAGAGAGGUCAAAGGCUCUGGGGUAUAUAACAGCCAAUUUUAGGGAACCAGAAAUCAUGGAAACAUGAAGUCAGCAGAUACUCAGAACUGCCCAAGUCAGCACUUCAACAGAUGGCAAUUUAAAUGAACUCCACAUUACAAUAAAAUGUUGUAACAGUCUACAAUCCCGAAAAAACCAUCUUCAGCCAAAUCCUUAUGUUGUCUACAAGUUCUUUGAUUUUGCAGACCAUGAUACUCCCAUCAUUCCUAGCAGCAACAACCCACAAAUAGAUGACCAUAUGUGUUUCCAAGUGCCAAUGAAUGCAGAUUUAGACCGAUACCUAAAAUCAGAAUCCUUAACUUUUUAUGUAUUUGAUGAUGGUGAAACAGAAGAAGGUACUUUUGAACUAACAGAUUCUGGAAGACAUGCUACUGGUACCAUCACAGUUGAAUUAAAAUGGAAGUUUGUCUACCUACCACCAAGUGGACCAACAAUGGCUGCAGACUUAGUGAAUUACAUUCAAAAUGAGAAGUCAAUGGCAGCUAAAUUACUAGCAGAGGAAAAAAUGCAGACUCCAGCCCUGUCUCCUUCUUUUACUUCGUCACUGACAAACUCAGUCAGUUGGGGUAGCUUUGAGCCAAAAGAAUUCUCAAGCAGCCAGACCCAAGCCAUAUGUACAGAUACAUGGUUGGAAUAUGGCAAUAAAUGGUCUUCAACUAUAUUUGUUUUAUUACAGAAACCAACACCCAAACCAAGGCAGCGUGCAGCUCAAGCAGACAAGAAAGUGUCUUUUCUGGAUCUUAGUACAAUACAGAUGGCAGGCUCUCUUGUUGAAAAUGAUAUGGAACUUGCACAGAAGAUGAAGGCUUCAAGAGUUCCAAGUGUUUCAGAGCAUGUGGUACAUGAGGUUAAACAAGAUAAGGUGAAGGAGAUGGCUGAAGAAAUUCAACAGGAAAAAGAAGACCUCUCACAUCUGUCAGAGGGGCAGUUGGCCGACCAAAGCUCCGUUACCUCUGGAGAUGAGACAGAAAUAACUGAAGAAUUGGAACCAGAAGAAAAUGAUGCCAUUGAAUCAAUAAUAACUGACAGUGAUGACUGUAUUGUUUCCAGUCCAGUAUCCAAGAAUAUUAAACAGGCAACUGAAAAAAUCCGGAUUGAAAUUAUAUCGCUGGGUCUUACUGAGUCACGAAUUGCAUCAGAUGAAACAAUACAGCAGCUGUUUGUAGAAUGCAGAUUAUACAAUUUCCUUGCAGAGGAGACCCCACUGUCACUUCCAAAACCAACAAGUGGUCAGAGGAUUCACUAUAACUAUAGCAAUGUGAUACAUGUGGAUAAGGCAAAUAAUCAUGCAAGAAGGGAGUUUCUCAAGUCUGUGCUUCUAAAGCCAGAUCUACAUACUGACAGCCUACGAUUUACAGUGGUCAGUGAUCCCCCAGAAGAUGAACAGGAUCUUGAAUGUGAAGAUAUCGGUUUCGCUUAUGUCAGUUUGAGAGAGAUAUUCGAGAAGCAAAGAGAUAUCAUUGAGCAAGAUAUUGAUGUUUUCGAUUCACAAGAUGAUAGUGCAGUAAUUGGAAAGCUCAAAGUAACAGUGGAAGCCCUCCAUGUGCUGCGUUCAGUCUAUGAGGAAUGCAAAGAUGACUAGAAGGCAUGA
Molecule: messenger RNA, 3867 nt
Organism: Fulmarus glacialis (Northern fulmar)
Lineage: Eukaryota; Metazoa; Chordata; Aves; Procellariiformes; Procellariidae
Gene: RPGRIP1L
Product: RPGRIP1-like
Exons: 27
Biological process (GO): non-motile cilium assembly; retinal rod cell development
Cellular component (GO): photoreceptor connecting cilium
Molecular function (GO): thromboxane A2 receptor binding
Source: RefSeq, a predicted model, not a curated record